Tachysurus fulvidraco (yellow catfish) is the source of this 1980-nucleotide messenger RNA. RefSeq lists its product as uncharacterized. The transcript has 3 exons. The record is from RefSeq and is a predicted model, not a curated record. The coding region runs from base 321 to 1481 and encodes 386 amino acids. Lineage: Eukaryota; Metazoa; Chordata; Actinopteri; Siluriformes; Bagridae.
AGGAGACUAAAAAUGUGGCAGGACCAGCAGAGGAAGAUGAAGGAAUCGGCUCUUCGCCAUUUUCACAGAAACCGGAUGUUUUUUAGUUCCCGGGUAUUACCCAUCCCUCUCUGAGAGUUAGAAGGAGAUGGAGCCCGUCCAAAGAGGGAGUGGCACAUGCAGCAAGGCUACAAAUAAUCCUCGAGCCAAGGCAGCUGCAAGUCAUCGGUACCGCUGUGCUGAACUGGAACUCCACAGAGGGCACCUCUGCACUUUCCACCUCCUAACUAAAGAACGUUUGCCUCCGUUACAGUAGCCUCUUUCUUCACCUGACCUCCAAUAUGAGUUUUGUGACAGACUGGAUCAUGGAGAACAGCGACAAGAUCGAAAAGGGAGUAGAGAUACUAGGCAAAGGCUGUGAGAUCCUUGCAGCCACUGUAGGCCAGUUCAAUCCCAUUCUGGAGGCAGUAUUUAAGUUCUCCGCUAAGCUCCUUAGCAACCCAGAGAGCAAAGAGGCUAAGUAUCUUGGUGAGCAGUUUGUGAAGGUUAACCAGAAGCUGGAAAAGAUCCAGGGUGAGAUUAAAAAUAUAGAGCUGGUGAUACAGCGAUCAUCUGUGAACACCCAGAACUUCAAAUUCCAAGCAAACAUAAUCAGUCAGUAUGAAUAUUUUAAAUAUAUUUUCACAGCCAAACCUGAGUUUAAGAAACUGAAGCGAGAUGAGUUCCUCAUCUACUUUGAGGAAUUUGAGGGAGAAAAGAAUCUUGAAUGCUUAUAUGAUGCUAUCAUGAAAGAGUCUAUGCUGGACAUUAUAGUGAAAACUGAGCAGCGGAGCAGGAGGGCAGUGGAGGAAUUCUGUGCUAGCCUGAAGAAGCUGUUUGUGGUUGGGAUCAUCUCACUGAUGGGCUACGCUGCACUAAAGGAUGACACUGUGGAUGAGAAAAUGCAGAAGAAAUGGCUUGACCGCAUGGAGGACGUGGAGAAGCGCAUGAAGGCAGCAGUGGAUGAGUGUGUGAACAACUUUGCUAAGCAAGCCAAGUCUGAUAUAGAUGAGAUGCUCCGGGGGAAGCAGAGCAGUGUCAACCCUGAGUUUACUAAAUUCCUACUGGAGGCACUUGUGGAGAAGUAUUACUGGGUCUCCUGGUCAGUCCGGGUGUUUAACACUGAUGAUUGCAAACUUGUGAAGUUUCUGUUUGGGAAGAAGCACCAUAUAAAUGAUGGAGUUGACAAUUAUUUUGAACAUUUGUGUGGUAAUAAAAUAAGGGUGGUGGUGUCUUUCACUGCAGACCCUAAACCACUCGACAAGAACCAGAUAAAGGAUCAAAUAGAGAAAGAGAAGGGUGGUGUGGAGUCUAUGGCUGAGUCACUGAGCCGUAGUUUUCCCAACUGCCUUGUCCAUGCCAUCAAUCGCUGUACAAACGUGAAGGAAGACAAUAAUUUUGAGCCUGAGAACUUUUAUUAUAAUUCUCACAAAAAAGCACACAUCUGUAUCCACUCUGAAUAAUUGAAUUUGGAUUAAACUAAACAUAUUGAUGUCCAAAACGAAUCUAUACUCACUUCUAUUAAUUAAUGAGUUGUACAAUGUUUAUGAUAAUAAAGAUUUGAUUAUUUACAAAUGUAUGAUUGUUAUUAGUAAUGAUGAUGUUAUGGCACUUAAUUAAUGAAACAAGAACGAUUAAGCCUGAGGGUCAAAGCACUAAGGCUUGAGAUGAUCACUUUUGGUGAAGGCUUUUAAAAAGGAAAAAGGGCCUUGUGCGUUUGUAUAUUUUUCUCUGUGUUAUAUCCAUGUAAUAAAUUGAUUUGGAAAAUUAAUACACAUUAAAUCAGAGCAUAAUUGUAGUACAGUUUCAUGCAUCACUUCAUGCAUAUAUGAUGCAAUACUCUUCCACUUUUGUGCAAAUUAUAACCAUCUGUAUAUUGUUAAGGUAACGGUAAUGAUUAUUUUUGUGCAUUUGUAUUAUUACUUUAUCGAUCCAUCAUUUGUUCAGGAGUAAUUCAUAAUA